AUCUAGAUUCCGUUGCAGAAGAAUCAACGGGUCUCACUGGGUCAAAAGCCGAGACUAUGUCGAGCAAUAGCAAUUCCGAUGAUUUCUUCUUCCACAUGAGCAAGAAAAAUAAUCUUUACGAACUCCAGAGACAGGCUUACUAUGAUGUUCUUUACGCCUUCGCGGCAGAAUCUUCUGCAAUAUCCAGCCCUGGGAUUACGAUCAUCAAGGAACUGAAGAAAGAAUGGAACAUUACCUACAAAAUUCAUAACUUUUUUCAGGAAGAAAUCAAAGCUGAUCCACUGGUCCAAAAAUUGAGGAGAAUAUCACUGGCUUCCGAUGACAAGGAAAAGCAGAAAGUCGCUGCAGCCGAAGAACAGAAAACUACUGCUGUACAAGGCACUAAAUUGAAACCCCGUCUGAUUUUGAAAAACGACGACCUACUCCAAUUGCUUGAAAAGCUAAAUGUAGCUCCUACAAAGAUGCCAAAAGAAAAGGCAAAACCGAGUUCUUUUCCUGACGAUUCAACUAUCCUCAGCUGGGGCCAAGUUUCUCCUGCGUCUCUUGUUAACAGAUGGAUCAACAUAAGAAUGCCUGGUGAAUCUGAUUACACUUCAUUCCUCAUCGAAGAGUAUAACCCCAAAACGGAAAUGCACUACCUGGUCACUGCUCCAAGCAAAAACGAUUUGGUUGACCUUGACCCGUGCAAUUGGAUUGAUAUCAGACAUUUUCCGGCAGAAGAUGUUGUAUGGGAUGAGGAACAUCCCGGGUUCCCAUCACGUAAAGGCUUUCUUAAACCAGGCGAAACUAUCUUGCACGCAACCAGUACAGCUCGAGAAAAGAAGCAACUUAAGGAGGUUGGAAAAACUGCCAGUGGGAUUCCUAUUAUUAUGAGAAAGCUUGAUAAGGGAAAGUCUAUAUGCACAUGA
This is a messenger RNA of Eutrema salsugineum, 908 nucleotides long. RefSeq names its product protein EMSY-LIKE 1. Gene Ontology annotation, cellular component: nucleus. The record is from RefSeq and is a predicted model, not a curated record. Lineage: Eukaryota; Viridiplantae; Streptophyta; Magnoliopsida; Brassicales; Brassicaceae. Bases 57 to 908 code for a protein of 283 amino acids. The transcript has 7 exons. Gene Ontology annotation, biological process: defense response to fungus.